AUGACGGCUAACGGGUUGAGGAAUGUAGGGAAAUUGUUGACGACGCCGUCGAGACUGUUCAAGCUGUUGAUUCCGUUGCCGACGGCUCAUCAUAACAAGAAGCAUAUGGAUUUCGAGCCCAUUGCUAUCCUGGUUCAUCCGCAACAACCGUUGUCGUAUCUCGAAAGGCUCAUUCAGAAUGAAGUUCCCAAGAUCAAUACGCACACGGGAGAAUUGCGCUCUCCCACGGUAUCGUUCAUCGCGCUGCAAAUCGACGACAACGCCAUCCGGCCCAAGAAGCCGAUGUACGAGGAGACCGAUUCGGAGGUGAGUCGACUGGCGGAGCUGGACUCCGGUGACGAGAGUCGCGAGUCGCGACGCGAUCCGAAAGAAGAUGACGACACGUUCAGCUACCUGCGGCGCACGGCGCCCGGCAAGGCGUCCAAGGAGGAACGCUUCGUGCGGUGGUCGCAGUCGACCGAGGUGGGCGAUUUCAUCCGGGAUGCGUCGCGCGCGCGGGAGUUCAUCGUCAGCAUCGAGGGCUCGCCGGGGGGAUUGCGCCAGAUCCACGUGGCGGUUCCUGCGUUUGACGAGCGCACGCAUUUCCUGCGCAUGCGCCUGCGGAAUAUCUCGCGCAAGAUCCAGAGCAUUGCGGAGAUCAAGCACGAGUGCGACGCGCUGGCGCAUCGCGGCGCUCAGCGCGUGGCGAUCGGCGGAUUCGGCAUCCUCUCGUUCUGGUGGUAUCUCGUGUACAAGCUGACAUUCGAGACGGAUCUGGGCUGGGACACGAUGGAGCCGGUGACCUAUCUUGUCAGUUUGACGACGCUGAUGGGCGGUUAUCUCUGGUUUCUCUACCACAAUCGGGAGAUCUCGUACCGGUCCGCACUGGACUUUACGAUCAACGCGCGGCAGCGAAAGCUGUACCAGGCGAAAGGGGUGGAUCUGAACCUCUGGGAGUCGCUGAUCGACGAGGGCAACACCCUGCGCAAGGAAAUCAAGCUCAUCGCCGCCGAGUACGACGUCUACUGGGACGAGAAGAAAGACGAGCAAGACGAGCGCGUGACGGAGGCGCUGAAGAAGGAACGCACGCACAAGAAUGGAUCGAAGAAAGACGACCCGGAUGGCGACGAUCACGAUAACUAA
Aspergillus steynii IBT 23096 is the source of this 1122-nucleotide messenger RNA. RefSeq lists its product as uncharacterized. The record is from RefSeq and is a predicted model, not a curated record. Gene Ontology annotation, molecular function: calcium channel activity; uniporter activity. Lineage: Eukaryota; Fungi; Ascomycota; Eurotiomycetes; Eurotiales; Aspergillaceae. Gene Ontology annotation, biological process: calcium import into the mitochondrion; mitochondrial calcium ion homeostasis. Gene Ontology annotation, cellular component: uniplex complex; mitochondrial inner membrane. The coding region runs from base 1 to 1122 and encodes 373 amino acids. The transcript has 2 exons.